Molecule: messenger RNA, 2405 nt
Organism: Sabethes cyaneus
Lineage: Eukaryota; Metazoa; Arthropoda; Insecta; Diptera; Culicidae
Product: ethanolaminephosphotransferase 1
Exons: 7
Coding region: 920-2170 (416 amino acids)
Biological process (GO): phosphatidylethanolamine biosynthetic process
Cellular component (GO): Golgi apparatus; endoplasmic reticulum membrane
Molecular function (GO): ethanolaminephosphotransferase activity
Source: RefSeq, a predicted model, not a curated record
AAAUUCAUAAACACUGGCUUCUACUGGAUCUGUUCAAGUGUUCACAUUCUGUUAUUGUUUGUUUACUCCGUCGUCUCUGGUUUUACGCGCACAUCAGCGAAAAUCUUAAUCUGAUUAGGGAUUAUUAUGUGAACACAAGUGCAUUUAUCUUUCACUGGAACUGUGAACGUCUAAAUAUAAACAUGAGUUGCAACUGUAGAACGGCUGACUGCUAAAUGUUUGCUAACAAGUUCUCGUGAUCUUUAAAGUUUGCAUAUAUCUUGCCAUAUUUCGAUUGCGGUGGGACUUUUCCGAUUGUUACAAUAAUUGGAUCGAGAAUGAAAACGACAUGAAAGGAAAAAUAUAGACAUAUUAUGUAAACGAACUGUGGCUGAUUACGGAUCGCAUGUCAGCAAUCAGGCAGACCCAUUUUAUACGGCUGCCACCGUCAUCAGUGUGGGAUGAGCAUUCGAGAUUUCCGCAGUGCCAACGGGAAAGCAGACAGCGAACAGUGAAGACUAUUAAAACAAACAAUCAUAUUACGAAUUAUUUCCAAAAAAGCUGUCAAUCCUGAGUAAGCAAACUUGACCCCACAGCUAGGAAGUAUACAUUGACCUUUAUGAAUUGAGUGAAUUAUACAGUGAGUUGAAAUUCCGUCAAGACAUGAGGUGAUGUGCCCUGUUCUUAUCAAUGAAUUUAUGAUGAAUACAUUGAAUUAGGUGCUUAUACAACAAUACCGCCAUCCACGUGGAAAACUGCAAGGCUGCUAAUCGAUAACAUUUAUUGAAUUUUUUUUUAAAGUUUUGUAAGCUAUGUGAGGUGAUGUGUGAUCGUUUGUAUCUGCAAAUAAAAUUGAACAGUGGUGAUUCUGGAAUACAUAGGACAUCAUCAAGCUAAAUAAAGUUAUUGACAAUUUGAAGAAAGAAUACACAAAUUCACCAUGAUCGGGAUCAAAUACCUCAACGAAGCCCAUUUGAAAGGGUUCGAGAAAUAUAAGUACAACUGCGUCGACACUAGUGUUCUCAGUGUCUAUGUGAUGCACCCAUUUUGGAACUGGCUGGUUCAAUAUUGCCCCCGAUGGAUAGCACCGAACCUGCUUACUUUUACCGGGUUCUUGCUGACCGUGGUAAACUUCUUCCUGAUAGGCUAUUAUGACUUCGGUUUCACGGCAGCCACAUUGGAACGAAACCCUAUUCCGGACUGGGUUUGGAUUCUGGCAGCGAUAAAUCUUUUCGUAGCAUACACCUUAGAUGGUAUUGAUGGGAAACAAGCUCGUCGGACAGGAACCAGUGGUCCGCUAGGUGAACUCUUCGACCAUGGCUUGGACUCGUACUCUACACUGCUGAUACCUGUGUACGUGUUCAGUCUGUUUGGACUAAAAGAUUUACCACCAAUUAGGAUGCAUUUUGUAAUGCUCAAUGCGUAUCUUAAUUUUUAUCUUUCACAUGCGGAAAAAUAUGUUACAGGUGUGAUGUUCUUGCCGUGGGGAUAUGACUUUGUUAUGUGGGGCGUCUCCCUAACACUAGCCAUCACGGGAAUUUUCGGGGCAGAUAUUUGGCAAAACACUGUUUUCGGUAUUAAGCCCUGCCUGAUUUUCGAAAUUACGUUAUACGUAUCUGGAUUGGUAACUAGUCAUCCAAUUAUUAUUUAUAAUGUUUACAAGUCCUACCAAAAUAAAACUGGCAAAAUGCGCCCUUUCAUGGAAGCGAUCCGACCGCUUAUUCCACUUUUUGGUCUGUUUGUAAUAAGUACAUUAUGGGCACUAUUCUCUCGAAACAGUAUUGUAAGCCUGGAGCCUCGUAUGUUUAUCGUUCUCAGCGGAACUACAUUCUCUAAUAUUAAUUGUCGACUAAUUGUAGCCCAAAUGACUGACACCCGGACAGACGCGUGGAAUGCCAUGCUCAAUCUAAUGGCACUUGCUACACUUGUGUGUAUCUUUCCCUAUGAGGUUUUCGGAAUAUCUAACCUGUGGGUUGUUUACGAACGAAAUAUCUUGUACGCUCUAGCUUUUGUGGUGACGGUAGGUCAUCUACACUAUGGCCAAGGAGUCGUCAGAGAAAUGUGCAGCCAUUUCCGAAUUAAAUGUUUCAAAGUAAGACCUGGUAGAGUAGAUCGCACUAACCUGAAUGAUAGGAACCCUAACAACAAUAACGUUGAUAGUGGCCGGAUUAGCCGACCAAAAUUGGCGUAGAUCUCUCUAUCGCUAACCUAACCAACUAAGCUAAACCGAUGUGAUUUUUAUGUUGUUUUGUAUGUUGUUAAGUCGACGGUUUUAAUAAAAUAUAUCGCCAAUUAUUUAUUUUACUUAGCUGAAAAGUUGUAUUUUGUAGCUGGCUUUAACAUAUACAUUUUAUUUUAAAAGCAUGUUCCAGUGUAGUAUUAUAAAGUCUAAAUGAAGGCAGUUUACUUUUAUUGUGAUAACAGUA